GCGGCAGUGGUGUUCCGUACAUAAUCUUCGUCUGCAAUAAUGGGUGAGGCUCUGAAGGACAAUAUCAUGGACUCAGUAAGAUCGGUAGUUUUCAAAGAAUCCGAAAAUCUAGAAGGCUCUUGCACAAAAAUCGAGGGCUACGACUUCAAUAAAGGCGUUAACUAUGCUGAGCUUAUCAAGUCCAUGGUUUCCACUGGUUUCCAAGCUUCAAAUCUUGGUGACGCCAUUGAAAUUGUUAAUCAAAUGCUAGAUUGGAGGCUUUCACAUGAGCUGCUCAUGGAGGAUUGCAGCGAAGAAGAAAGAGAUGUUGCAUACAGAGAGUCGGUAACCUGCAAAAUCUUUUUGGGGUUCACUUCAAACCUUGUUUCUUCUGGUGUUAGAGACACUGUCCGCUACCUUGUUCAGCACCGAAUGGUUGAUGUUGUGGUUACUACAGCUGGUGGUAUUGAAGAGGAUCUCAUAAAGUGCCUUGCACCAACCUACAAGGGGGAUUUCUCUUUAUCUGGAGCUGCUCUACGAUCGAAAGGAUUGAACCGUAUUGGUAACUUAUUGGUUCCUAAUGACAACUACUGCAAAUUUGAGAAUUGGAUCAUCCCAAUUUUUGAUCAAAUGUAUGAGGAGCAGAUUAAUGAGAAGGUUCUAUGGACACCAUCUAAAGUCAUUGCUCGCCUGGGUAAAGAAAUUAAUGAUGAAACCUCAUACUUGUAUUGGGCUUACAAGAACCGGAUUCCUGUCUUCUGUCCUGGCUUGACGGAUGGAUCACUUGGUGACAUGCUAUACUUCCAUUCUUUCAAAAAGGGAGAUCCAGAUCUUAAUCCUGGUCUAGUCAUAGACGUUGUUGGAGAUAUUAGGGCCAUGAAUGGUGAAGCUGUCCAUGCUGGUUUGAGGAAGACAGGAAUGAUUAUACUGGGUGGAGGGCUGCCUAAGCACCAUAUUUGCAAUGCCAAUAUGAUGCGCAAUGGUGCAGAUUUUGCCGUCUUCAUUAACACUGCACAAGAGUUUGAUGGUAGUGACUCUGGUGCCCGUCCUGAUGAAGCUGUAUCAUGGGGAAAGAUACGUGGUGGCGCCAAGACUGUGAAGGUGCAUUGUGAUGCAACAAUUGCAUUUCCCAUAUUAGUAGCUGAGACAUUUGCAGCCAAGAGUAAGGAAUUCUCCCAGAUAAGGUGCCAAGUUUGAACAUAGAGGAAGCUGUCCUUCCAACCACACAUAUGAAUUGCUAGCUUUUGAAGCCAACUUGCUAGUGUGCAGCAUCAUUUAUUCUGCAAGACUGACUAGAGAGCAGGGUAUAUUCCUGUACCCCGAGUUAGACGACAUCCUGUAUGGUUCAAAUUAAUUAUUUUUCUCCCCUUCACACCAUGUUAUUUAGUUCUCUUCCUCUUCUAAAGUGAAGAGCUUAGAUGUUCAUAGGUUUUGAAUCAUGUUGUAUCAUAUUUUGAGUUUUGGAGGUUGGUGAUAACUGACAAGUCCUCUUACCAUAUAUAUGAUGGAUCCUUGUACUAUGAGAUUUAGGGUGUGUUUGGUACGAAGGAAAAUGGUUUUUGGAAACAAGUGGAUUUUAAAUUUA
This is a messenger RNA of Solanum tuberosum (potato), 1564 nucleotides long. Its product is annotated as deoxyhypusine synthase. Gene Ontology annotation, molecular function: deoxyhypusine synthase activity. Bases 40 to 1176 code for a protein of 378 amino acids. Gene Ontology annotation, cellular component: cytoplasm. The record is from RefSeq and is a predicted model, not a curated record. The transcript is spliced from 7 exons. Gene Ontology annotation, biological process: peptidyl-hypusine biosynthetic process. Lineage: Eukaryota; Viridiplantae; Streptophyta; Magnoliopsida; Solanales; Solanaceae.